Messenger RNA from Nycticebus coucang (slow loris), 3320 nucleotides. RefSeq names its product fibronectin leucine rich transmembrane protein 2 (gene FLRT2). Lineage: Eukaryota; Metazoa; Chordata; Mammalia; Primates; Lorisidae. Gene Ontology annotation, molecular function: protein binding. The record is from RefSeq and is a predicted model, not a curated record. The transcript is spliced from 2 exons. Bases 1118 to 3100 code for a protein of 660 amino acids.
GGAGCUGCGGAGGCGAUCCCGCGAAUUCAUUACUGUAAACAUCUCCCGAGGGUGUCAGGAGGGGUAGGGGUGGGGGCCGCGGCGCCUACAUUAGCCUGGCCGCCUCGGAUUGAAGCAGCAGUGUGUCCGGAACAGCCUCCAGACCCGCACCCGGCGGCCGCAGCACUCGGAGCGAGCCCCGCGCCCGCCCCCGCGCAGCGCCGCACGCCGGGUCCGCGCAGUCAGCACACAAGCGUUGGAGCAGCGCCAUCCUCGCUCUGCCGCCGACCCCCGGGGUCCUUCAUCUCCAAGGAGCCCCGCCGCCGCGGGGCGGCUUUCCGCCACCGUCCCCGCUCGCCCCGCUUCUUUAGGGGUUUGUUAGCUUGGCUGAGCGGAGAGAAGGCGGGGGCCGCGGCGGCCAGAGCCGAGAGAAAGUGGUAUGCCGGAGCCCUGGAGGCGGAGGUGGCGGAGGACUGGGGAAAAGGAUGCCGCGGUUCCGUGGGGGAAGUAGGCGAGAGCGAGCGAGGAAACCGGGGGCCCCGGGCGUCAGCCGGCUGCGGGGAGGCGCGCACCGCUCUGAGGCUCCGGCCUCCGCACCUCGGAGCCCCGACGCUGCGGGCGACAGGGCUCGGCUCCAGCAGCCACCGCCGUCGCCACCGCCGCCACCCGGAGGACCGAGCAAAACUUUGGAUCUAGGGGAGGGCGCGGCGUUGAGAGGGAUUACUACCGGGCCUGUAAGGCGACCUCGGGAAGCUUCGCAGAUUGCAGACUGAGCUUAACCAGGAAGUUCAUAGGCUAAUCAAGGCUGGCCUGACCCAGACAAGAAGGAGAGAGGUCUGCCUGCCUACCUGGGCUUGCCGAAGCCACCGAUAACUUGGCAUCACCGAUUGCCUGUGUGGAAAAUUCUUCCUGUUGAAUUAUAUGUUUUUUGCACAUGAAGGACAACAGCAAAGAAGCCAACUCCAGGUGAUAAGACCAGUGACAGCAGGAAGAUUAUUUUACCGGAUGCCAUCAGGACAUUUUCUAUAGCUGGAGUUCUGGACUUUAACAGGACCUCAUCUAGUCAUUUUGAUUUUGUUACUAUUUUUUUCUUUUUUAUUUUCCCCGCCACAUUGUAUUUUAUUUCCAUACUUCAGAAAUGGGCCUACAGACCACAAAGUGGCCCGGCCAUGGGGCUUUUUUCCUGAAGUCUUGGCUUAUCAUUUCCCUGGGGCUGUCCUCACAGGUGACCAAACUCCUGGCCUGCCCCUCCGUGUGCCGCUGUGACAGGAACUUUGUCUACUGUAAUGAGCGAAGCUUGACCUCAGUGCCUCUUGGGAUCCCGGAGGGCGUAACCGUACUCUACCUCCACAACAACCAAAUUAAUAAUGCUGGAUUUCCUGCGGAGCUGCACAACGUGCAGUCGGUGCACACGGUCUACCUUUAUGGCAACCAACUGGACGAAUUCCCCAUGAACCUUCCCAAGAACGUCAGAGUUCUCCACUUGCAGGAAAACAACAUUCAGACCAUUUCACGGGCUGCUCUUGCCCAGCUCUUGAAGCUCGAAGAGCUACACCUGGAUGACAACUCUAUAUCUACAGUGGGGGUAGAGGACGGGGCCUUCCGGGAGGCCAUUAGCCUCAAGUUGUUGUUUUUGUCUAAGAACCACCUGAGCAGUGUGCCCGUCGGGCUUCCUGUGGACUUGCAAGAACUGAGAGUGGACGAGAAUCGCAUUGCUGUCAUAUCAGACAUGGCCUUUCAGAAUCUCACGAGCUUGGAGCGUCUGAUCGUGGAUGGGAACCUCCUGACCAACAAGGGCAUUGCUGAGGGCACCUUCAGCCAUCUCACCAAGCUCAAGGAGUUUUCAAUCGUACGUAAUUCACUCUCCCACCCCCCUCCUGAUCUGCCAGGUACGCAUCUGAUCAGGCUAUAUUUGCAGGACAACCAGAUAAACCACAUCCCUUUGACAGCCUUCUCCAAUCUCCGGAAGCUAGAACGGCUGGAUAUAUCUAACAACCAACUGCGAAUGCUGACUCAAGGGGUCUUUGAUAAUCUCUCCAACCUAAAGCAGCUCACUGCUCGGAAUAACCCUUGGUUUUGUGACUGCAGUAUUAAGUGGGUCACGGAAUGGCUCAAAUAUAUCCCUUCAUCUCUCAAUGUGCGGGGUUUCAUGUGCCAAGGUCCUGAACAAGUCCGAGGGAUGGCUGUCAGGGAGUUGAACAUGAAUCUUUUAUCAUGUCCCACCACAACCCCCGGCCUGCCUGUCUUCACCCUGGCCCCAAGCACAGCUUCCCCGACGACUCAGCCCCCCACUCUCUCAGUUCCCAGCCCAAGCAGAGGCCAUACAUCUCCAACUCCUACCACCUCUAAACUCCCCAUGCUUCCUGAUUGGGAUGGCAGAGACAGAGUGACUCCGCCUAUUUCUGAACGGAUCCAACUCUCCAUCCACUUCGUGAAUGAUACUUCCAUUCAAGUCAGCUGGCUCUCUCUCUUUACCGUGACAGCAUACAAACUCACGUGGGUGAAAAUGGGCCACAGUUUAGUAGGGGGCAUUGUUCAGGAACGCAUCGUCAGUGGUGAGAAGCAGCAUCUGAGCCUGGUUAAUUUAGAGCCCAGAUCCACCUACCGGAUUUGUUUAGUACCACUGGAUGCUUUUAACUACCGUGCCAUAGAAGACACCAUCUGUUCUGAGGCCACCACCCAUGCCUCCUAUCUGAACAAUGGCAGCAACACGGCUUCCAGCCACGAGCAGACGACUUCCGAUGGCAUGGGCUCCCCCUUCCUGUUGGCGGGCUUGAUUGGGGGCGCGGUGAUAUUCGUGCUCGUGGUCUUGCUCAGCGUCUUUUGCUGGCACAUGCACAAAAAGGGGCGCUACACCUCCCAGAAGUGGAAAUACAACCGGGGCCGGCGGAAAGACGACUAUUGCGAGGCGGGUACCAAGAAGGACAACUCCAUCCUGGAGAUGACAGAAACCAGUUUUCAGAUCGUCUCCUUAAAUAACGAUCAGCUCCUUAAAGGAGAUUUCAGACUGCAGCCCAUUUACACCCCAAACGGGGGCAUUAACUACACAGACUGCCAUAUUCCCAACAACAUGCGAUUCUGCAACAGCAGUGUGCCAGACCUGGAGCACUGCCACACGUGACGGCCGGAGGCCCAGCGCUGAUCAAGGCGGAAGAUAAGACUCUGGAGACCACACCCACGUGUGCACGUAGAGACACGCAAAUUACAUUUGAUAAAUGUUACACAGAUGCAUUUGUGCAUUUGAAUACUCUGUAAUUUAUACGGUGUACUAUAUAAUGGGAUUUAAAAAAAAAAGUGCUAUCUUUUCUAUUCCAAGUUAAUUACAAACAGUUUUGUAACUC